UUAGAGGGGAAUGAUGAAAUUAGAUAAAAAAUAAAGUGGAAGAGUGGAGGACCGCACCCCCCAGCAUCCCCCAAAAGCAGCAUGGCAGGACUCCAGCUGGUCACCCCCGCCUCCAAUCCCAUGGGCCCUUUCUUUGGUCUCCCGUGGCAACAGGAGGCCAUCCACGACAACAUCUACACGCCUAGGAAAUAUCAGGUUGAACUUCUUGAAGCAGCUCUUGAACACAAUACUAUUGUCUGCUUAAAUACUGGCUCAGGGAAGACCUUUAUUGCAGUACUCCUAACUAAAGAGCUCUCCCACCAAAUCCGGGGAGACUUAGUCGAACAGGGGAAGAGGACAGUUUUCCUGGUGAAUGCAGCAUCGUCUGUGAUUCAGCAAGCAGCUAGUGUUAGGACCCACUCUGAUCUCCAGGUUGGAGAAUACAUGUGUGUGGAGAAGACCUCAUCAUGGUCCAGGGAAAAGUGGAGCCAAGAAAUGAUUGAGAAUCAGGUGCUCGUUAUGACGUGCCAUAUCUUCCUGCAUGUGCUGAAGAGUGGAGUGUUGCCACUAUGGAAACUCAACCUGGUGGUGUUUGAUGAGUGUCACCUGGCAAUCACGGACCAUCCCUACCGGGAUAUAAUGAAGCUAUGUGAGGGCUGUCCGUGCAGCCCUCGGAUCCUGGGCCUCACUGCAUCCAUUUUGAAUGGUAAAUGUGACCCGUCUGAACUGGAACAGAAGAUCCAGAACUUGGAGCGGAUCCUGCGGAGCAAUGCAGAGACAGCUACUGACCUCGUUGUCCUUGACAGAUAUGCCUCCCAGCCCAGAGAGGUGGUACUGGACUGUGGACCCUACCUGGACAAGAGCGGCCUUUCAGAGCAUCUACUGAGCGAGCUGGACGGGGCUCUCCACUUCCUCAACGACUGCAACAUACCUGUGCCUCGAGAGGACAGAGACCCCACCUUCAUAUCCAAACAGGUGCUGAGUGACUGCCGGGCGGUGCUGCUGGUGCUGGGGCCGUGGUGUGCCGACAAGGUGGCUGGCAUCAUGGUGAGGGAGCUGCAGAAGUACAUCAAACACGAACAGGAAGAGAUCAACAGGAAGUUCCUGCUCUUCACCGACACCAUCCUGAGGAAGGUCCACGCCCUGUGUGAGGAACUCUUCUCCCCGGCCUCUCUGGACCUGAAGUUUGUGACCCCGAAGGUCAUCCGUCUCCUGGAGAUCCUCCAUGAAUACAAGCCCUUUGAGAGGCAACAGUUUGAGAGUGUGGAGUGGUACAACAACCGCAACGAGGACAACUACGUGUCGUGGAGUGACUCGGAAGACGAAGACGAGGAUGAGGAGGUGGAGGUGAAGGAGAAACCCGAGGCUAACUUCCCCUCGCCGUUCACCAACAUCCUGUGUGGGAUCAUCUUCGUUGAGAGGCGCUACACGGCCGUCGUCCUCAACCGGUUAAUAAAGGAGGUAGGGAAACAGGACCCGGAGCUGGCCUACAUCAGCAGUAACUUCAUCACAGGACACAGCAUCGGAAAGAACCAGCCACGCAACAAGCAGAUGGAGGUGGAGUUCAGGAAACAGGAAGAGGUUCUGCGUAAGUUCCGUGCCCACGAGACCAAUCUGCUCAUAGCGACCAGCAUCGUGGAGGAAGGUGUAGAUAUUCCCAAGUGUAACCUGGUGGUGAGGUUUGACCUGCCCACUGAGUACAGGUCCUACGUUCAGUCUAAAGGCCGAGCCAGAGCCCCUGUCUCCAACUACAUCAUGCUGGCUGAAAGUGAGAGGACCAAGACCUUCGAGGAAGACCUGAAGACCUACAAGGCCAUAGAGAAGAUCCUGAGAAACAAGUGUUCCAAGGCAGCAGGGGUCGGUGACUUUGAGGUGGAACCGGUGCAGGAUGAUGACAACAUCCUGCCUCCCUACGUGCUCCGCUCUGAGGAAGGAGGGCCCCGCGUCACCAUCAACACAGCUAUCGGACACAUCAACAGAUACUGUGCCCGUCUGCCCAGUGACCCGUUUACCCACCUGGCACCUAAGUGUAAGACCAAGGAGCUGAAGGAUGGGCGCUACCAGUCAACCCUCUACUUGCCCAUCAAUUCCCCUCUACGGGUGCCCGUCGCUGGGCCAAUCAUGAACUGUGCACGACUGGCAGAGAAGGCAGUGGCGCUACUUUGUUGUGAAAAUCUUCACAAAAAAGGUGAGUUGGAUGACCACUUGAUGCCUGUGGGGAAAGAGACAGUGAAGUACGAGGAGGAGCUGGAUCUCCAUGACGAGGAGGAGACCAGUGUUCCAGGCAGACCAGGAUCCACCAAGAGGAGGCAGUGCUACCCUAAAGCUAUACCAGAGUGUCUUCGGGACAGUUACCCUGUACCGGAGCAGUCUUACUACCUGUAUGUGAUUGGCAUGGUCCUCACCACCCCUCUGCCUGAUGAGCUCAACUUCCGCCGCAGGAAGCUCUACCCUCCAGAGGACACUACCAGGUGCUUCGGCAUCUUGACUGCCAAACCUAUACCUCGGAUCCCCCACUUUCCUGUGUACACGCGGUCUGGUGAGGUGACCAUCUCCAUGGAGCUCCAGAAGGCUGGGUUCACUCUGAGUGCUGUCCAGCUGGACCUGAUCACCAGACUACACCAGUACAUUUUCUCUCACAUCCUCCGCCUGGAGAAACCUGCUUUGGAGUUCAAUCCCACGCAGGCCGACUCGGCCUACUGCGUUCUACCUCUCAAUGUUGUUGAGGAUUCCAACACUCUAGAUUUGGAUUUUAAAUUCAUGGAGGACAUAGAGAAGUCCGAGGCUCGUGUUGGCAUUCCUACCACCCAGUACACCAAGCAGAACCCCUUCACUUUCAAACUGGAAGACUACCAGGACGCUGUCAUCAUUCCACGGUAUCGUAACUUUGACCAGCCUCACCGUUUCUACGUGGCUGACGUUUACACAGACCUCACACCUCUCAGCAGGUUCCCGUCACCGGAGUACCAGACGUUUGCUGAGUACUACAAAACCAAGUACAACCUGGACCUGUCCAAUGUAAACCAGCCACUACUGGACGUAGACCAUACCUCCUCACGCCUGAACCUGUUAACCCCUCGCCACCUGAACCAGAAGGGGAAAGCCCUGCCUCUCAGCAGUGCAGAGAAGAGGAAGGCCAAGUGGGAGAGUCUACAGAACAAACAGAUCCUGGUCCCAGAGCUAUGUGCCAUCCACCCCAUCCCAGCCUCUCUGUGGAGGAAGGCUGUGUGUCUCCCCAGCAUACUGUAUCGCCUUCACUGCCUGCUCACAGCCGAGGAGCUGAGGGCCCAGACAGCCAGCGACGCUGGGGUAGGAGCCCAGACCCUGCCCUCUGACUUCAGGUAUCCAAACCUGGACUUUGGAUGGAAGAAGUCCAUCGACAGCAAGUCAUUCAUCUGUCUGCGUGAUGAGGAUGAGGAGGAGGAGGAGGAAGAGGACAGCGGUGACGAUAACUGUAAACAGCAGGGCCAGACUGUAGCCCCCGGCCCUGGACUUGCUGCUGCUGUUUCCCAGCAUCCCUGUAGUGACUGUCAUGUCUCUUCGCUGCCUGAGGGGUGCGACAUCGGCCAACGCCCCGAAGAUGACAGACCAGAGGACGAGGAGCCCCAGCAGCCAGACUCGGCCUCCCGCACUAGCAUCCUCGCUAACGGCACUGCCCUCAUUGCCAAUGACAACGGUGACCACGCACACCUUCACGACGGACGUGACAACUGCCAAUGUCUCCCGGCUGGUUCUGGUUUGCCACUAGAGAAGGAAAAAGAACUAUCAACAACACAAACCACUACCUCAGUUCUUCCUGUGCAGCCCUCUCUUAGCAUCGAGAACCAGAAUCUAACCCCAACACCCCCUCAGCCCCAGCCAGGGACCCAGCCUCCAUCCCCUCAGCCAGGGACCCAGCCUCCACCCCCGCAGCCCCAGCCAGGGACCCAGCCUCCAUCCCCUCAGACCCAGCCUCCACCCCCUCAGACCCAGCCUCCACCCCCUCACCCCCAGCCAGGGACACAGCCUCCACCCCCUCACCCCCAGCCAGGGACCCAGCCUCCACCCCCUCAGCCCCAGCCAGGGACCCAGCCUCCACCCCCUCAGCCCCAGCCAGGGACCCAGCCUCCACCCCCUCAGCCCCAGCCAGGGACCCAGCCUCUAUCCCCUCAGCCCCAGCCAGGGACCCAGCCUCUAUCCCCUCAGCCCCAGCCAGGGACCCAGCCUCCAUCCCCUCAGCCAGGGACCCAGCCUCCACCCCCGCAGCCCCAGCCAGGGACCCAGCCUCCAUCCCCUCAGACCCAGCCUCCAUCCCCUCAGACCCAGCCUCCACCCCCUCACCCCCAGCCAGGAACCCAGCCUUCACCCCCUCAGCCCCAGCCAGGGACCCAGCCUCCAUCCCCUCAGACCCAGCCUCCAUCCCAUCAGACCCAGCCUCCAUCCCCUCAGACCCAGCCUCUACCCCCUCACCCCCAGCCUCCACCCCCUCACCCCCAGCCAGGGACCCAGCCUCCACCCCCUCAGCCAGGGACCCAGCCUCCAUCCCCUCAGCCCCAACCAGGGACCCAGCCUCCAUACCCUCAGCCCCAGCCAGGGACCCAGCCUCCAUCCCCUCAGACCCAGCCUCCACCCCCUGAGCCCCAGCCUCCACCCCCUCAGCCCCAGCCAGGGACCCAGCCUCCACCCCCUCAGCCCCAGCCAGGGAUCCAGCCUCCACCCCCUCAGCCCCAGCCAGGGACCCAGCCUCCACCCCCUCAUCCCCAGCCAGGGACCCAGCCUCCACCCCCUCAGCCCCAGCCUAGCGAUGAAUGUAGACCAGGGAGGACCUCAGAGCUCCGUGAGGGCGACGGACACCACGUGAAUCAAGCUACCUCAGACUGCUGCAGCCCAGCAACGAUGACGGGGCCCGCCGGCACAGCUCCCAUCACCACAACACCUUUACCUGACCCCUCAGAGGCCCUAGAGAGCCAGGAGAUCACCACCAGCAGCUAUGUAGUGGGGGAUACCCUUGGCCCCUGCCCCAAGACCCUGGGGCCCAACCCUGGGCUCAUCCUUCAGGCCCUGACCCUGUCCAACGCCAGUGACGGCUUCAACCUGGAGCGUCUGGAGAUGCUGGGAGACUCCUUCCUGAAGCACGCCAUCACCACCUACCUGUUCUGUACCUACCCCGAUGCACACGAGGGACGACUCUCCUACAUGAGGAGCAAGAAGGUGAGCAACUGUAACCUGUAUCGUCUGGGAAAGAAGAAAGGUCUUCCUUGCAGGAUGGUGGUGUCCAUCUUUGACCCACCGGUCAACUGGCUGCCUCCUGGCUACGUGGUCAACCAGGACAAGAGCAGCGAAGACAAAUGGGACGAGGAUGAGGCCAAAGAGGAGCUCCUGGCCAACGGUAGUGCUGGAGAGGAGUUGUGUGUUGAGGAACUAGGGGAGGAGGUUCUGGAGGAGGAUGAAGAUCUGAUGUGGAAGGAGCCUAAAGACGAGGUCAACGUGGAGGACGACCUGGAGUACUACCAGGAGCACAUCAAGUUCAUCGACAACAUGCUCAUUGGCUCCGGUGCCUUCGGCAAGAAGAUUUCCCUCGGUACCUUCCCCCCUGCCCCCGCCACCCCUGGCCCAAGUCCCAGCCCCUCCGCCCGCUCCUCCUCCCCUGCAGCCGAGCCCAGCUGCGGGGAGUGGAAACCCCCCAAGAAACCUGGCCCGGUCCCCACCCCCCACUACCCCUCAGAGCCUAGUGGUGGCGGCUCAGCAGAUGAGUUUGACUACAGCUCGUGGGAUGCCAUGUGUUACCUGGACCCUAGCAAGGCAGGGGACGAGGAUGAUUUCGUGGUGGGUUUCUGGAACCCGUCAGAGGAGAACUGUGGGGCGGAGUUGGGGAAACAGUCUAUCUCCUAUGACCUGCACACAGAGCAAUGCAUCGCUGACAAGAGCAUCGCUGACUGUGUGGAGGCAUUGCUGGGCUGCUACCUCACCAGCUGUGGGGAGAGGGCUGCUCAGAUGUUCCUCUGCUCACUGGGACUCAAGGUGUUACCGGUUGAGAGGAGGAGGCUGAAGGAGAAGGGCGGGGUCAUAGAGGUCGUGAACCUUGACCUCCAGUAUGGCUGGCUGAAGAUCCCACCCCGCUGCAUCUUUGACCACCCGGACGCCGAGCUCACCCUCAACCACCUCAUCUCUGGCUUUGAGAACUUUGAGAGGAAGAUCAGCUACACCUUCCAGAACAAGGCCUAUCUGCUGCAAGCCUUCACACACGCCUCCUACCAUUACAACACCAUUACAGAUUGUUACCAGCGACUAGAGUUUCUUGGCGAUGCAAUUUUAGACUACCUCAUAACGAAGCACCUUUAUGAAGACCCGCGCCAACACUCUCCCGGCGUGCUCACAGACCUGCGCUCGGCGUUGGUCAACAACACCAUCUUCGCCUCCCUGGCCGUCCAGUACGACUUCCACAAGUACUUCAAGGCUGUGUCGCCGGAGCUGUUUUAUGUCAUCGACGACUUUGUGCAAUUCCAGCUGGAGAAGAACGAAAUGCAAGGCAUGGACUCUGAGCUUCGGCGCUCAGAGGAAGACGAGGCGAAAGAGGAGGACAUUGAGGUCCCCAAGGCAAUGGGAGACAUAUUUGAGUCACUAGCCGGAGCAAUUUACAUGGAUAGCAGAAUGUCACUGGAGACAGUGUGGCAAGUGUAUUAUCCAAUGAUGAGGCCACUUAUAGAGAAAUUCUCGGCUAAUGUCCCUCGCUCUCCGGUGCGGGAGCUGUUGGAGAUGGAGCCUGAGACAGCCAAGUUCAGCCCUGCGGAGCGGACGUACGACGGGAAGGUCCGUGUGACAGUGGAGGUCGUGGGCAAGGGCAAGUUCAAAGGCGUGGGCCGCAGCUACCGGAUUGCCAAGUCUGCCGCCGCGCGCCGGGCCCUGCGCAGCCUCAAAGCCAACCAACCUCAGGUCCCAAACAACUGAGCUUCACAUGCUAACUAGCUAGCUACUGAUGCUAGCCACUGACGCUAUCUACCUACAACUGUCGCUAGCCAGUAGCCACUGAUGCUAGCUUGCUACUGAUGUUAGCUAGUCGCCACUGAUGCUAACUACUGACGCUAACCAGUAGCUACCAGUGCUAGCAACUGAUGCUAGCUACCAACACAGUGCAGCAUUAGUCCUGUAUCUUCAGCCCUCAAUGGCACAACCAAGGCAGCCAGGGAACGUUCUGUGGAGACAUGGGGAAGUCACAACGAGAGCUGAUCUAGUUGUAAUGGAUUUCACAUUUUAUUUUAAUUUUUUUGCAAACACAAUCUUUACUUUUCUUCUGUUCUCUGCUUUGUGUAAUCACAAGAGUGCUUUAUUAACGUAUAGCAAAGUGUUAAAAAGAAAAAAAAAGGUCAGGUGUUGCUUUGUUAAUUUCUCACUUCUUUUUUAGUUUUUUUUGUUUGUUUAACCUUUGCUUUGUGUCAGUGAGAUGUUAGGCGUAUGCGUAUUAUGAGUAGUAUUAGAUUUGUACAUAGUUCAAAUCAAAGGUGUAAAUCUAAAAACGCUAUACUCCUCAGUCUGUGCACUAGUGCCAGUUUUAAAGCGGUUUUUAAAAUGCUAUUGCUAAGGAAAUGGCAAGCAGAGGCCAGACCACAAGUGAAGACGACCAGUGUGGCCCACCUCUCUGAACUCUGUCUUGAGAUGGUAUUCUUAGGAUGGGUCUAAAAUGGCACCCUAUCCCCUAUAUAGGAACCCUAUGGCUCUGGUCAAAAGUAGUGGACUAUAUAGGGAAUAGGGUGCCAUUUGGGACGUACCCUCAAUCAUUAUUGCACUUAUUCCAAUAGGGUCUGUUAUGUUCAGAAUUGUGUGGUCGGAUUGGACAACAAAAUCCUAUAUGUAACAAAAAUAUAUAUAUACAUUUAUGAUGAAAUAUAAAUAUUAUUUGCCUUACAUACUAAGGCCCUCCCUCGUAUCCUGAAAAAAAGAAUAGGAAUUCAACAUUCCCGCUUACUGUAAAUUUAAAAAUAGUUUUUAAACAGCACUCGAGGAUGCAUGUUUGUGUAGCUUAUGUAUUAAUAACCAUGGCAACUGGAUGGCUUAUAUAAACAUUUAUAAAUCUAUCAAUAUAUCUAGAGGGAAAGAGAUAUUAAAUGUUUAUUAUUAUGACAUAAGUCGACAACUUUAGUCUCAAGUAAUGUCUUUUGAUACCAAGAUUGAUCAUCUUUAUUUUGUUGGUCAUUUUGUAAGACUCAGAGCACCUUUUGAGUACAGUCUUUAGGACACAGGUUGUUCUUCUUUUUCAACAGAAUCGUGGUUCACACAUCCCUUCACUUUACCAAAGCUAAUAGAGUUGUGACGCUACAGGGUUGCACAUGUGAAGUCAGUUCCUAGGGAUAUGCAUACCAGCCUUUUUGUUUCAUUAUUUACUACAAACACAUUGUGACAUAGCGUCCACGUUAUGUGACUACAUAGCCUCUUAGACUAAAUGUCUUUUAUUUUCUCUCAAUAGUAUCAAUAAGCCCUCUUCACUUGAAUACCUCAGUUGAUUGCAUGCAUUUGUUUUUGGUGCUAUGUUUUUUGUUGUAUUAAGCUUGAAUUUCUCAUCCUUUUUGCACUGUAACUAUAAUACCUCUUUCUUUGACCUUUUUGAAAUCUGUCAGUUGGGUUGGUUGUCCUGUUCUAGCAGCCUUCAAGCUGUAGCGGUUCAGUUGCAUCGGUGUUUUCUUUGUUCUUCUUCUCUCCCUGCCCAAUUGAUUUAAUGCUUGAUGAUUUGGUCGGGUAAAACCAGAGGGUAUUCUCAUUCUGCACAUACAUAAGCCUAAACUAAUGUCUUCAGUCUCUGUUGAGCAUCAGUCCUCUUCAAAGGAAGAAGACAUGAAUUGGCCAUGAUCAGAUGGAGGGGGCCUCCUGUACUGUAGCUUGUUGAAGUAAACCGAUUGCACUCUAUAUCUCUCACCGUGUGUGGCCAGCGCAGUCUUAGUGUAUGUCGAAGGCCUUUGCAAGACUGUACGUCAGAUUCAGCCUUUUACGAUUGUCACAUGUCACACUGUGCGAUGUUACCAAAUUAAAAUCUUGAUAUCAACCUUG
This is a messenger RNA of Salvelinus namaycush (lake trout), 8997 nucleotides long. RefSeq names its product endoribonuclease Dicer-like. Gene Ontology annotation, cellular component: cytoplasm; RISC complex; nucleus. Gene Ontology annotation, biological process: apoptotic DNA fragmentation; siRNA processing; pre-miRNA processing. The record is from RefSeq and is a predicted model, not a curated record. The transcript is spliced from 32 exons. The coding region runs from base 82 to 6906 and encodes 2274 amino acids. Gene Ontology annotation, molecular function: deoxyribonuclease I activity; protein binding; ATP binding. Lineage: Eukaryota; Metazoa; Chordata; Actinopteri; Salmoniformes; Salmonidae.